This is a messenger RNA of Aspergillus versicolor CBS 583.65, 1492 nucleotides long. Its product is annotated as Zn(II)2Cys6 transcription factor. The transcript is spliced from 4 exons. Gene Ontology annotation, cellular component: nucleus. NCBI's taxonomy places the organism in Eukaryota, Fungi, Ascomycota, Eurotiomycetes, Eurotiales, Aspergillaceae. Gene Ontology annotation, molecular function: zinc ion binding; DNA-binding transcription factor activity, RNA polymerase II-specific; transcription cis-regulatory region binding. Gene Ontology annotation, biological process: positive regulation of transcription by RNA polymerase II. The record is from RefSeq and is a predicted model, not a curated record. The coding region runs from base 19 to 1350 and encodes 443 amino acids.
GUUAAUCCUUUAAUCAGAAUGAGUGGUAAUCCACCGCCGAAGAAAAAGCCAAGAAGAGUAAAGGGCUGCUACAACUGCUCUCAGCGCCGUAUUAACUGCGACCGGGGCGAGCCUUGCCAGAAGUGUAUAAAAAAGGGAUUACAAUGCUCUGGUUUAGGAAUCCGGUACCGGUUCAACGACGGCGUUGCGUCGAGAGGGAGAUUGGCGGGGAGGCCAGUCCCUGUGAAGGAUGCAGGAGGCGAUAUAGCGGCUAGUCCAGACUCUGGCAGACCAGGAUAUGGCAGCUAUGGCAGCAAUAUACCAGAUACUGGCCUGCACCACCUCAGUGCCCUCGACCAUGUCGACAGCCAAUCUCGCUUUCUCCUCAACUACUUCUCAACAAGAGUCGCACCCGCAAUGGGGCCCUUUAACCUCAUCUUCAACGGCUAUCGCGACCUCAUCCUCCCCAUGACAGAACAAGACGAAACCGUCCGCAACGCCAUCAUGGCCACCUCCGCCUCACAUCUCUCCCUACACCACAAGGAGUGGUCAGCAGCAGCAUGCAAGUACCGCAUGGCCGCCAUCCACGGGCUGAACCAGCACACAACCCCGUCCUCCGCGCACCCCAGCCUCGCCACAAUGGUCAUCCUCCUCAUAGAGGAGAUGAUCGCGGUCCGCACUGACUUUCCUAUCCUCCUGCGCAUGAUCCGCAGCUUUGUUGAAAUGCAGGGCGGGCCUGAGACAUUAGAGACAACUAAACCCACCUCUUUAAGCCGCUUUCUUAUGCAACAGAUCCGGAAGAUUUCCCUGUAUGCAGGGCCAUUCACCACUGCUGCAAUGAACAUACCCAGAGGCACAAGACCCAAAGCCCACAUAGACAACGAAAACAACAGCAUCAAAGAAGAUAUAGAUAAUGCUAUUGACCGCUGUAACUCAUCAAAACCAGACCUCGACUUCCUCCUCACCUACCUCGACAUCCACCCCGAACUCUCCCCCUCCAUUCUCAAACUCGCCUCUAUAAUCCACAACGCCGCACAGAUCUACCAGGCCCGCGCCGCAAACCUGCCUAGGGAAGCAAACGCGCGCCUUUUGCGGCAGUUCCUUGCCGCAACGGCUUCAUUCAAUGCGUCCUCCCCAGGAGGACAUAUCCUGAUAUGGCCGUUCUUCAUUGCCGGCGCGGAGUGCGAGGAGGUUGCGGAUCGGGAGUUUGUUACGAUGCAGUUGAGGAGGUUAUGGGAGACGACGGGGUUUGGGAAUACGUUGUAUGCGAUUCGGUUGUUAGAGGUUAUUUGGAAUGGCAAGGGGAGGGAUGGCGAGGAGGGGAAUUGGGCUAGGGCGUUGAAGGAGUUGGCGGAGGGGUUUAUUAUGUAGUUUGUUUCUUUUCUUUGUAUGUAUUUCUACCGAUUUCUUCUUUUUCUUUUUUGUUUGGUUUAAGUUGGAGUUGUGUUAGGGCUUGGGUGGGCAGUGAUGAGUUACUUUGGAAUGGCACACAUAUGAUUCAUAUGACCCUCUG